Molecule: messenger RNA, 1635 nt
Organism: Zasmidium cellare ATCC 36951
Lineage: Eukaryota; Fungi; Ascomycota; Dothideomycetes; Mycosphaerellales; Mycosphaerellaceae
Exons: 3
Coding region: 1-1635 (544 amino acids)
Biological process (GO): secondary metabolic process
Molecular function (GO): CoA-ligase activity
Source: RefSeq, a predicted model, not a curated record
AUGAACUUCCCAACGUAUUUGCAGCAGAAUGGGCCUGAGGAUGUCGAAUCUCCUCUGUUCAUCGACGCCGACAACCCAGAACGAAGCCUUUCAUGGCGGCAGUACGCAUCUACGGUCAAGCAGAUAGCCGUUGGUCUUCGAGAUAUCGGCGUUGAGCAAUCAGACACUGUUGCGAUAGUGAGCCGCAACGACAUCUUCUACUAUAUCCUCGGGAAUGGCAUCAAUGCCGCUGGAGGUGUCUUCUCGCCCGUCUCGGCCUUUGCCAAACCGAUCGAAAUGGAGCAUCAAUUGCGGGUCACCUAUGCCAAAUGGGUCUUUGUCGAGCCUGAGUUCCUGGAUGAGGUUGUGGCUGCUGCUGAGAAAGUUGGGACUCCCAAGUCCAACAUAUUGGUCUUUGAUAUGCAAGACCAGACACGCCGAGAAGGAUACCAAACAUUUAGCCAGAUCCUCCAAGCCGACGAGUCCAAGUAUACUCCGCUCGAUUUUGACAGCAAGCAACCCUGCGAUCGAUACUUGACAAGCGGAAGUACAGGUCUGCCCAAGGCCGCCGAGAUGUCCCACGGGGCCAUGAUCUCACGAGUGAGGCCAUAUCUAGCUCUCCCCAAUCCCAAACCCCUUUCUUCGGUUCGAAACCUCCACUUCAUCGACAUGCAUCACAUCAGCGGCUGGUUCAACAACACAUUCACCGCCAUUGGAAAGCACACUUACUACGUCCUGCGACGAACCGAUGCUCUCUCGAUUGUGGAUACGAUCACUCGACACAGGAUCACACACAUCAUGAUGCAUCCGCGAAUGGUCGAGGAGGUGGUGGUUCUCCUUCAGCAGGGCGUCAGAGAGCGGUCCGCAAUUUCCUCACUGGAGCUUGUCAGAGUUGCCGGCAGCGUCGUGAGAGGCGACUUUCUGGACCUGCUGGAGAGGUUCAUGGCGCCGUCUGGCAAAGCGAAUAUUUCCUACGGAGCGACUGAAAUGAGUACCAUCGCAGCUACGCUGUGGGGUACGCCUAGACUCCCGGGGUGUGUGGGCAAGCCGCCGGUGGGAGUGGAACUUCUCAUUGUGGACCCGGACACCCUCGAAGAACUCCCGCACGAUGUAGACGGCGAGAUCUGCUGUCGAAGUCCCGGGAUGUUCACAGGCUAUGUCAACAACGAAGAAGCGACCAAGAAGGCUCUCGUCCAAAUCUCCUCGAAAACGUGGCUACGCACGGGUGAUCGAGGCCAUUGGUCAUCGUCCCUCCAACAACUCGCCAUCACGGGCCGAUACAAGGAGACUUUCAAAGUCGGGACAGAAGAAGUAGCGCCAGAAGAAGUGGAAGUCGAACUGCUGAAACAACCUGGGAUCUCAGACGUCGCCCUUACGUCUACAGACGCACGCCCAGGGAAAGGAGGCCUGGAGCCCUUGGCAUACAUUGUCGCACCGGAUAAGUCCAUCUCAGCGCAGCAAAUCGUGGAUCACAUCGCCGACUGUGUCGCCGCAUACAAAGCUCCCACGGGAGGCGUAGUCUUCUGCGAGAGUAUACCCAGGACCAGCUUCGGAAAGAUCCAGCGGGCGAAGCUGAACGGCUUGAUGGAGAAGGUGUCGUGGGAAGAAAGGUCAGCGAGGUUCUUGACGCCUACGACGGAUAUGUCACAUCUCUAG